Rhizophagus irregularis DAOM 181602=DAOM 197198 is the source of this 1927-nucleotide messenger RNA. RefSeq lists its product as uncharacterized. The record is from RefSeq and is a predicted model, not a curated record. Lineage: Eukaryota; Fungi; Glomeromycota; Glomeromycetes; Glomerales; Glomeraceae.
AACAACUCGGACACAAAAAAAAAUUUUUUUAAAUAAUGAAAUAAAAAAAAAAUGUCGAUAUUAUAUAGAGAUAUUCUUUAUCCGAUAUUUGAAGAAUUACAGUAUGAUAAAAAGUCUCUUGCUUCAUGUCUUAGAGUUAAUAAAACUUGGUGUGAAAUAGUUAUUCCAAUUUUGUGGAGAAAUCCUUGGGAACAUUUAACUCUUAGAAGGAAGAAAUUACUAUUAAACGUAAUCAUUUCACAUUUGUCGGAUGGAGCAAGAACUAGCAUAAAUCAACAUUUCGGUUUUUAUACAAAUUCAUAUAAGAGACCUUUGUUUAAUUAUAUUAGUUUUUGUAGACAUUUAAAUUUAGGAGUAAUCGAAAAUGUGAUGAAUGCUUAUAUUCAAUAUGAAGAAUUUAGAAAUGAUAUACUCAGACUUUUUAUUAAUGAAAAUGCAGAAUAUACACAUCUUUAUAUGCCCAACUAUCGUGACUAUCAUCUUUUUCCUGGAGCUGAACAGUGUUUUUCAGAAAUUAAAUUCCUUAGAUGUAUUGGUAAAGUAAAAGAUAAUACUUUAUCAAUGUUAACGAGAACAUGCAAAUCUAUUAAAGAAUUGAAAUUUUAUACUUAUGGGAAUGAUUACAAUUGUGGAAUUGCAAAGUUAAUUGAAAACCAAAAAGGAUUAUUUAGUGUUAAUUUUCUAAAUGAUUUUUAUGAUGGCGGUUCGUCUCGUAAAAUUAUUGAAAAUUCAUUGAUCAAACAUGCUGAUACUAUACAAUAUUUUAGUAUAUGUGAACAACCUGAAACGAAAGUUCUUACAUCUUUAGUAAAUUUGAGAAUUCUGGAAUUGAUAAGUGCUAAUCCGUAUAUUGAAUUGAGAUGGGAUAAUAUAAAGGAUUUAACUUUACCUUCCUUACAUACUUUAAUUGCUAGUAGCAUACCAAUUAAUUGUUUGAUAAAUUUAAUUGAAAGAUCCGGCAGAAAACUUACAAAAAUUUAUUAUCAUCAUAAUCGUAGUGUGAUUGAUAAUAAAGAAAUUAUUCAGGCUAUAUAUCAAAAUUGUCCAAACCUUAUGUAUCUUGAAUUUUUAUAUAAGAAUGAGAAUAGUAUAGAUUUUGAAAAAUUAUUAAUUAAUUGUCAAUAUUUAAAAAGAUUAGAUUUUUGUAUUUAUUUUUAUUAUAAUGUCUAUAAUGUUCAUCAUAGAAGUUCUUUUCCUUGGGAUAAUUUAUUCAACAUUUUGGCUAAAUCAUCACCACCUAGUUUGUUUGAAUUUGUUUUCAAAUUUACUAAUGACAAUCCUAAAUUGGAAUCUUUAAAAUUAUUUUUUGAUAAUUGGGAAGGUAGACAUCCAAUUUCUUUAAAAUUUAAAAAAGAAAGUUAUCACUAUGAUGAGAGUGGAUAUGAUGGAUUAAUUGAUUUAAUUGAAAAAUAUAAAAAAAAAGGAGUAGUUAAAAAGUUUAUUCAUUAUGAUUAUGAUGAAGACUUGGAUUUUUUAGAAAUUUAUAAAGCAAAAAAAGCCAUUAAUAAUCCUGAGAGCGUCGGUAAUAUUCCUGAGAACGUUGUAAAUAAUCCUGAGAACAUCGUUAAGAAUUCUGAGUCCAAAGCAACUAGCAUCUUGAGUAGAUUUAAAAAGAUAUUUUUUAAUUGAUCAUUUUGUUUAAUUUUUUAAUUGUCAUUAAACUUUUUUUUUUUCACUCGGGAGAGAUAAAUAUGUCAUCAUGUGCCUUCCCUCUUUUUCAUUUUUUUUUACUUUUUGUAGUGCCAUUCAACUUAAAAUGACUUUUUUUUGAAAUUUUUUUAAGAUAACAAGACGACUUCUUUUCCGGGAAUUAUCUUAGAUGUAUGAAUUCCUGCGUGCGAUUAGGAUGUAAUCCUACAUGAGUUUUGGAAGCCAUUUCGCUGAAUUGAAGUUUCGCCAAAGGGAUAUUUUGCCGAAGGGACAUUUC